CAAAGACGUUCUGUGAUGAAGAGUUUUUAUUUUGGAUAACUUAUUAUUGUCAUUUAAAAUAUUAUUACGCUCUAUUGUUAAUUAUUCGUAGCAUUUUCAAAGGAAAGAGGGAAUAUAAUUUUCAUCAAGUAAUAUGUCCUCUGAAGAUGAAGAAUAUAGUUCUGGAGCUGGAGACGCUGAUGAGAACGUCCCCAUUGAGCAAACGAAUGAAGAAUCAGAUGCAGAGGAACACUUUGAUAUAACCCUUGCAGCUUCACAUUCCUAUAUGGGAGCUGGUCUUGAAGCAAUAAAAGGUAGAUCAGUGCUUGAAGCAGGCUGGACUGGUAAGGUGCCUGUCAUUGCUCAUCAUGGAGCUGUUUUCCCUGGAGAGACUGUGCCAAUGCUCCUUACAAAUUCUCAUGAUGCUGCCAUGGUACAUGAAACAUUACGAUCAGACAAGCUUUUUGGGCUGUUAUGUCCCGAUGAAACCGGCAAUUAUGUGUCGGGCUAUGGUGUGCUGUGUGAAGUAUUUGAAGCAAGAGUCCUAGAAGAUAAUAUUCAUCCUAAUAACAUCGUAUUCAAAGCUAGAGCUAUAAACCGUUUCCGGUUUUUGCAAAUGCCUAGAACGCCACAGUCUAUUCACAUUUACAUUAGGAUGCGUUUAUUGGAUGUGAUAGUGCCGGCGGAGGUGGAACACGGAGAACCCUUACGUGAAAUCCGCCUGGCCAGCCUCGACCGAUGGAGGCGAGACAAAGACCGCAAUGUCAAUAGCUGCCAACUGCGCAAGAUGGACGCACUGAUGACCUCGUGGCCUCUCUUCGUGUAUGAUAUAUUCGACUUCCGCCGCAUGAGACACACCAUAUGCGAGUUCUUCAGAUCUAUUACUAAAGCAGAUAUCCCGGACAGCCCGGUGGCGUUGUCUUUCUGGGUGGCUUCCAACCUGGCGCUGUCACCGCGGGAGCGUCUCGCACUCUUCAUCGUGGAUGACGCCCUCUUGCGGCUGCACAUGGCGAUCAGGCUGAUGGGCCGGCUGAGUGUAAUGUUCUGCUCGGCGUGCACCACGGUGGUCGCCAAGUGGGAGGACGUGUUCUCAAUGUCCAGCGAGGGACCUCACUCCAACUAUACCAACUUAGUUGGGUACAUGCACGAUAUACUGACGGUACGCACGGCUGACAACUUGGAGACCAGUGGACCACCCUCGGCCGAGUUCAGCUGGUUCCCAGGCUACAAGUGGACCAUCAUGGUGUGCCGCUGUUGCAUGGUGCACAUCGGUUGGAGAUUUGACGCAGAGAAACCCACUCUUCGGCCACGGCGGUUCUUCGCUCUCUCUCGUAACCACAUGCAGUUCGGAGCGCGCUCCGCCGCCGCGCCUCCGUCUCGGGAUCCCGUCCGGUCCAUCACGGUGGACCUGCACUCCUACACAACUCUCACCUGAAGCUGCCUAGAUGAAGAAUCUUGCCGGAGUAGUAAUAAGUGAUCAUCAUAAGCCGGAAGACGUCCACUGGCACACAAAGGCCUUCCCCCAAAGAUCUCCACGACCAUCGGUCCUGCGCUGCCCUCAUCCAACGUAUUCCGUCGAUCUUGACUAGAUCUUCGGUCCAUCUUAUGGGGGGCCUACCAACACUACGUCUUCAGGUACGUGGUCGCCAUUCGAAGACUUUUCUGGCCCAUCGUUAUGUCGCUGUAAAAACAUGCAAUUUCGCCCAAUAGUAUUGCCUAAAAUGUAAAAUCUGCCUCGCUUAACUUCCUUGUGUCAGAUACCCAUUCACGAAUGAGAGUACCUAUAGUAUAUCGAACAGGGAGAUUGUAUUUUUGCUAUUUAUGUCUUGAUUAACUUGAACUCCCUUCGGUUUUAUUGGACACGAACUGCAAAUCUUCUUCGCGUUAAGGUGCCAGUAGAUUUGCUCGAUUUUCUUGCUAUCGUUCUGUCGAUAAAUACACAUACCUGUUGUUUUGUUGAUCAAUUAAAGCCUACCGAACUUUAAAAAAAUUAACUUUAGUUAUGGUUAUGUCAGACUUAGCUUAAAGAUUGACCUUGGUUGAUUGUCGACCAAAUAUAAAUAAUAUAAUUCGAUCAUAAUAGACUUUGAUGAUAGAUUGGAUAGAUACCACAAUUCCAAAAUAUUUUCACAUAUUGAUUCAUUGAUAGAUAAAAAAAUAUUUCGCCUAUUGUCUGAAGAUCAAUCAAUUCGAGCAAAUCUGCAAGCACCCUUACCUUUUGUGUGGGUUGGUAGUUAAGGACAGCGCACUAACGCCUCUGUAUGUAAAUUGUAAACGCAAAAAAUAUAUAAAGACUAAUUCAUUAUUUCCUAGGCUUUCUUUUCGAUACAAAUAUUAUGAGUUCUUGAUUGCCAAUAUCAAAACAGGCUUACAACAUGAAUCUUAUUGUUUAAUUGCGUUGAAAGUUUUCCAUGUAUAAAUGAACCACUCAAUACUUGAGGACUAGUCAAGUCAGCAAGGUCUUUUUUAAUUUAGUCUUUGAAACAAUAGACAUAAGGUAGUUUUUACUUCUCAUGGAAGUAUCAUAGUUUUUUUAAUAAAAACAAAUAUGCUUAAGUUUUAGAUACCGGUGAUACAUACUUCCGUAAAAUAUAUUUUUUACUCUGC
Molecule: messenger RNA, 2586 nt
Organism: Leptidea sinapis
Lineage: Eukaryota; Metazoa; Arthropoda; Insecta; Lepidoptera; Pieridae
Gene: ohgt
Product: protein cereblon
Exons: 10
Coding region: 134-1414 (426 amino acids)
Source: RefSeq, a predicted model, not a curated record